Messenger RNA from Adineta steineri, 898 nucleotides. Lineage: Eukaryota; Metazoa; Rotifera; Eurotatoria; Adinetida; Adinetidae. The record is from the annotation of a GenBank genome assembly.
AUGUUAUGGCAUGAAGGUUGUGUUGGUAAAUUUCGUAAAAUGGACAUUCCACCAUCAUUCACUAAUUGGAUCAGAGCUUGGCUUGAGAAUAGAAGAGGAUUCGUUGAAACUAAUAGUGUAAAAUCUAGAUGGUUUGGGAUUGAAAAAGGUGGUCCCCAGGGAAGUUCCCUUACUCCUACUGUUUUUAUAUCAUAUCAUGCUGAUAUGCCUGCUUUUCUUUCGUGGUCGUCGUCACAUCUUUUUGCUGACGACUUGGCAGCUGUUGUUGCUGGUCAGAUAGGAUUGAAGUUUUCUAUUCAAUAUAUAGAUCUUGAGAAAAGACUCAAGUUAUUUUGUGAUCAACUUGAAUACUAUUGUAUUCUUACACUUCAACCGAUAAACUAUAUUAAAACUGAAGCUUUAUGGAGUACACGUGCUCCUUUUUCUCCUCAAUUCGAUAUUAUACUUGGUGGUCAUACAACUAAGUGGACAAAAGAGUUUAAAUAUCUUGGAUAUUAUAUUACUCCUAGGUUAGGAUGGGGCAAACUAAUCCAUAUGUCUAUGUUGAAAACUAGACAAAGAUUAUGUCUCAUUAAUUCUUUUCGAUUUUUUGGUAAAACAUCUAGGGUUCUUAGAAGAGCUUUAUUUUCUUCUUAUGUUUUACCAUUGUUUACAUGGUUAUAUCCUGUGUUUCCUCUUCUUACAGAUCUUCAACGUACUCAUCUGAGUCAUUUUUAUUUCACUUGUCUUAAACGUGUUUCAUUUUGUCUCGGUUGAAAGGAUUUUCUUUUUGCGUAUUUGUUUGAUGAGUCAUCACUUGAUGAUAGAUGUUAUCGUUAUUUGAAUAGAUAUUUAUGUGCUCUAGCUGAUUUUAUAGAUGGUGAAAUGCUUUUUGAAAAUGCUUCAUUGAAUAGGUUUC